This is a messenger RNA of Bursaphelenchus xylophilus (pine wood nematode), 2569 nucleotides long. Lineage: Eukaryota; Metazoa; Nematoda; Chromadorea; Rhabditida; Aphelenchoididae. The record is from the annotation of a GenBank genome assembly.
AUGAGUUCGAUUAUUAUUGGAUUACUGUCGUUCAAUUUGGCUGCUGGCGUUGUUGUUCAGACAGCCUCGGGACCAGUGGAUGGAUUGGAGUUGGAUUUGGAGGGAAAGAAAAUAAAUGUGUAUCUGGGGAUACCUUAUGGAGAAGCGCCCGUCGGGGCUGGAAGAUUCAAGGUAAGAGAAAAUUGGGUUGGAAAUAAGAAAAUAAUUCAAAUCCCAUACAUAGUCAAUGAAUUUUCAACCAAUUUUGCGUCAUUUCAGAAGCCUCUCUAUGUAAAACCUUGGGCUGGAACCAAAAACUGCACUAGUUUUGGCUUCAGUUGUCAUUAUUUCGAACCAACUCCUCGGCCCUUCCUAACCAACCCGCCAUUCUCAGAAGACUGCCUUAACCUCAAUAUAUAUGCCCCAAGUAUUCCAACAGGGUCAUCCACCAAACUGCCAGUGUUAUUUUACAUCCAUGGAGGUGGAUAUUUAACGGAUACAGCCGCAUUUUUUGGACUAGAGAUAACAGCCAAGAUAUUACCCAAAAAAGACGUGAUUGUGGUCACAGUUAACUAUCGAUUGGGACUUUUCGGAUUUCUUAGUACUCCAGAAGGCACCGUGCCGGGGAAUCAAGGACUUUGGGAUAUGGCGUUGGCUUUAGAAUGGACUUAUGAUAACAUUGAGAGAUUUGGAGGGGACAAGGCAAAGAUUACGGUGGGAGGACAAAGUGCGGGCAGUAUGGCGUCGGAAUUACUCUUUCUGUCACCAAAGAGUCAAGGCAAGUGGAAUCAAGCAGUUCCAUGGACUUCGCCAUUUGUUGGAAAGAGAGUUGGGGAAUCAAGAGAUCUUCAAUCUUUUGCCUUGUUGACUGGUCAAAUCACCAAUGGUUCGCGCACCCUAGCUCACGUGCAUUGGAAUCCGCAGAGACUUGGAUAGGAGCGACUUGAGCUAACUGAUUCAAAUCAAGAAGGCUUGAUUGAAGACUCCAGACCCUCAACAAGCCUCCGCCGGCUCUGUUUCUUGCGGUUAUUUGGGACAACGAGCUAGAAUUAUGGUCCUUCAACCAGGCCAAACUAGAAGAUUUUUUGAUUCCUCAUUUUCUUUGAUCUCUAAUUGACGACUUUCUAUUGCGAAUUAUAUGUUUUAGGCAUGAUCAAUCAGCUAAUUCUCAUGUCUGGCACAAAUUAUGAUACGAUGGCACCUCACGCCGACCCUCAACUCUAUGCAAAUAUCUUAGAGUUUGCCAAGGAGGAAGGUCUCAAAUCAAGUUCUGAAGCAGACUUGGUCGAAUUCUUAAGUGCAUUACCAGCUGAAAAGAUCUCCCUUAAUUUCGGCGGGAAUACAAAAGAUCAUCCAAAUAUAACAAUGAAACCUUGGACAGUAAUUGAUGGGGAGUUGUUGCCAAGGUCGCUGGAUGAGUUAAGAAAGCAGGCUCCGAAAGUUAACGUUCUAAUUGGAGUUACAAGGAAUGAAGGAUUAAUGUUUGGUAAGACAAUUUGCAAAGGAAAUGUUCCCGCUGCAACGCUCAGACAAUUCUUGAAAAUUUUGCUUACGCUUUGUAGAGAAGAAGAAUUUAGUUUAGUGAUAGUUUGAGCGAAUUUUUAUUAAAGCAUUGCACUUCGAGCACUUCUCUGUUUAAACCUAUGUAUUAAAUACUUCUAUUGUCAUCUUGCAGUCAAUAAUCCCAAUCUAACAGCCUGCGCUAUGGAGAAAAUCAGCGAAUACUGUGACGCCAAGCAUCUAAAAGUUACUGAUCUUCAAGAAGAAGAUCUUUUUCAUCAUUUUGUCCAUCAAGAUUUGCUCUCAAAUUCAACCGAAUACACCCAGGAAGUCCUGGAUAUAAUCUCGGACCUCACCUUCAACAACGGGAUAUAUCAAUGUGCUGAAGGUUUGGCAGGAGAAGAUGAACGGAAUACAUUUGUUUAUCGAUUCGAUUUUUAUCAAAAACGAGACGCCACAACGGUAUUUCCAAGGGUCAUUGAAGGUGAGGAUUUGAACGUUAAACUUCUGUAUGAUUACUAGCCAUUACUUUCGCAACGCACGUAGAAAAAUCCCUGUGGUUUAUGCAGAAGAGUUGAAAAUCUCGUACUUGGCUUAGCAAAUUGUGUUUUCAAUUUGAACCAACUUUCAUCCAGUUUUAUUUCCUUCCCAUCGCCAUGAAUAUUAAUUUUACAUGCUGUAAUAUUACAUACUUUAGGUGCCACCCAUUGCGACGACCUGCGGUACAUUUUCGGCAUCGAUCUUAUUCGAGAAUAUAAACCGACAGAGGAAGAUUUGGCCAUGACCGAACAAUUCAGUGAUUACAUCGCCAACUUUAUAAAAACCGGGUGAGAAAUAUCAAAGAACAUUACAUUACGCUACUCUAAUAUCAGAAUUCAACUCGUCUUUCAGAAAUCCUGGUUCAAAUUGGCCGAAAGUCUUAGGGAAUUCGGGAAAUGUAGCCAAUCUAAUAAUCGAUCUGAACAAUACUCGAGUUUCCGACGAUUUAUUUGAUGGCCGGGCCAAAUAUUGGAGAGAUUACGGUAGUUCAGCUCAAUUCAUAGCAAAUACACUAGUCAUUUUUGCCGGUUACCUAUUUCUGGUGCUCUAA